Messenger RNA from Symbiodinium sp. CCMP2592, 202 nucleotides. The record is from the annotation of a GenBank genome assembly. Lineage: Eukaryota; Dinophyceae; Suessiales; Symbiodiniaceae.
GAUCUGGUCGACACUGCCAAACAUCGAGAAGCUCCGCAAGCCCUUGAACUUGAAAGCUGCUAAAGCAGCCUUUGCCGCAAGGAACAAGAAGCUUCAGAUCGUCACACGAAAAGUGAACUCGAAAGGAAAGAAGACUGUGGUGUCUUGGCUUCGUUACUUUAAAUCUAUGCCGUCUGCUGUCCACAUCCAGCACAUAUACUAA